AUGGCCAGCAGCCGCCGCUGGACGAGGAGGACUAGAGUGAGAGCAGGCAGGAGAAGACCGGGCAGCACUAGCACGAGGACCGCGAGGGAGGACGAGGCGGACGAGAAGAAGGACGAGGCAGAGGAGGAGAAGCACGGCUGCCGUUCUGCAGCAAAGCCUGGGGCGAUGAUAGGCGGUGCGUUGCGCUUGAUAAUGCGGACGCUGGUCGCCACCGCGGUGGCCGCUGUCGGCCUGCUGGCGACGAGCGCGCUGAUGGUGGUCCUCAACACGGUGCUCUACGGGCAGGCGGUGCACGUGGGGCUCUCGGUGGCGCUGACCUCGCUGAAGCCCCUUGUCGGCGGCGCGCCGCUCCUGCUGCUGGUGCCCCCGUGCGGGGCCGCGCUGGGCGGAGCGAAGCUCGGCGGCGACAACGUCUGGGAGCGCACCGUGGCCGCGGCGCUCAUCGGCGGCGCGCUCGUGGCGAUGAUGGCCGGGCCCAUGCCCGGGCCCUAC
Messenger RNA from Prorocentrum cordatum, 492 nucleotides. NCBI's taxonomy places the organism in Eukaryota, Dinophyceae, Prorocentrales, Prorocentraceae. The record is from the annotation of a GenBank genome assembly.